UUGUUGCACCAAAGCAAACAGAGAGAUCGAGAGAGAGAAAGAAAGAAAAAAUGGCCAAGGCCACCGGAGUUCUCCUCGUCGCACUCCUGUGCUCGAUGAUGCUUGUUUUGCCGGCGGUUCAAGGCAUAGCUUUCGAUCCGAAAUCGGUGGAGGAGUGGUUCGACAAACUGAGCCACAAGAGGGAGAAGCUCACCAGGCUUCACUUCUACAUCCACAACAUACUGAGCGGGGAACAACCAACCGCCGUAAAAGUAGUCCUGCCCAAGAGCUCCGGAAACUUCGACUUCGGCCUCAUCGAGAUGUUCGACGAUCCGAUGACGCUCGGCCCGGAGCUCGACUCCACGACGAUCGGCCAACUCCAGGGCAGCUUCAGCUCCGCCGGCAUCAAGGAAAUGAGCCUCGUCAACACCUUCAUCCUCAACUUCAAAGGCGGCGAGUACCACGGCAGCACGCUCAUCCUGCUCGGCCGCAACGGGCCGUACUACCCCUUCCGCGAGCUAUCCGUCGUCGGGGGCACCGGUGUUUUCCGUCUGGCAAGAGGAAUCGCCACCGUCAAUACCUACCGGAUUGACAACGUCACGGCGGACGGUACCGCAGAGUACCAUAUGAACGUGCUCCACUACGAGUGAUGGAAUUUUACCUGACAAAAAUAAUUCGCCGGUGGCUGAUUUAGUCCUUUUGGGUGUUGUACUUUGGAAGGUUAGAGUUUUUUCAGUUUAGGUCUGCCAAAAUUCCGGUUGCCAGUAAUAUUGCGACAUCUUGAUGAGAUCUUCUCCUUAUUGAAAGCAAUUUGUUCUGUCCUUGUUUUUGGUAAUUGGUAUAUCAUUCACUUUUGUCCAUGCCUUCA
Molecule: messenger RNA, 847 nt
Organism: Diospyros lotus (date-plum)
Lineage: Eukaryota; Viridiplantae; Streptophyta; Magnoliopsida; Ericales; Ebenaceae
Product: dirigent protein 22-like
Exons: 1
Coding region: 51-629 (192 amino acids)
Source: RefSeq, a predicted model, not a curated record